GACAACGAGGUCCUUCAGGCGUCCCCGUUGCAUAGAAACGGAAACCUUCGGCGACAUCAUAACACAUCUACAAACUUUAACGUCUGGAUGCCUAGAUGAGUGCAUCCACAACCGGUUCAUUGUGAUUGAAGAUCAGAAUAUACCCAAGACAAUCGGAGACAUUUUGAUAAGUGCUCUAGCUUAACAAAUGCUAACAAGGCUACUAGCUGUUACCUAGCUGUGUUCAGUGGUCCAGGGUUCACUGUGUGUACAGUAGCCUACUCAAAAGAGACUUUAAAAUACACAUGUAAACAAUUAACGUCUCUGGACUAUUCUCAGGUUUAGUUAGCAACCGUUUAGUAUGUGAGGACAAACUAACCAGUGUAAUGAGUGAUAUCAAGCCGAGCCCCACGAUGUUUACCUCAGCUAGCUAACACUCAUUCUCUGUCGUCGGAUGCUAGCUUCCGUAGAUCAGCUGUUCAGGUAGUUAUCAAUUAAACUGGGUGAGAGUUGACUCAUUCAAUCAUUCUAGUCAAAUCAGUUAACGGAAAAAAAGUUGAAAUGGCUGGCGACGCUGGCAGCAUCCCUGAACUGGACCAAAAGAAGUACGAUUCAGGCGAGCAGGUGAAGAUCAUCUGUCUGGGAGACAGCGCAGUCGGUAAAUCUAAGCUGAUGGAGAGAUUUCUCAUGGACGAAUAUCGUCCCCAGCAGUUGUCAACCUAUGCUUUGACUCUCUACAAACACACAGCCACUGUAGGAAAUAAGACAGUAGCCAUUGAUUUCUGGGACACCGCUGGUCAGGAGCGAUUUCAGAGCAUGCACCCCUCGUACUACCACAAAGCACAUGCAUGCAUAAUGGUUUUUGAUGUUCAAAGGAAGAUCACUUAUAAGAAUCUGGCCAACUGGUAUAAGGAGCUGAGAGAGUUCAGACCGGAGAUACCCUGUUGUGUGGUGGCUAACAAAAUUGAUGCGGAUUUGAAGGUGACACAGAGAAGCUUUAACUUUGGGAAGAAGCAAGGAAUCCCAUUUUACUUUGUAUCUGCGGCUGAUGGGACGAAUGUAGUUAAGAUGUUCAGAGAGAUGAUCACGAGAGCAGUGGAGUACAAGCAAAACCCAAGCGACUUCAUGGAUGAAGUGUUGCAGGAAUUAGAGAACUUUGACCUGGAGGAGAAAGAAGAUCCCGAAGCAGAUGAGGUUGGAUUGAAAACAGAAAGUCCUGAGUUGGAGUGACCAACGUUUACAGAUCCUCCUAAACCUCUAGCCACUACUGGCACAUUGUUUGUCCUUAUGUCACAUUCGUUGUCUACUUCUAUACCUAAGUUUUCUAACUCUAUCACUGGAGGUUGGAGUUUUUAAGUCAGGUUUUCAGUCACUGCUCUCCAUCUGUCCAGUGACAUUGGCAGGGAAAUAAACCUGGUGGAAUAAUUAGGAA
Molecule: messenger RNA, 1411 nt
Organism: Notothenia coriiceps (black rockcod)
Lineage: Eukaryota; Metazoa; Chordata; Actinopteri; Perciformes; Nototheniidae
Gene: rabl2
Product: RAB, member of RAS oncogene family-like 2
Exons: 8
Coding region: 541-1209 (222 amino acids)
Molecular function (GO): GTP binding; GTPase activity
Source: RefSeq, a predicted model, not a curated record